Molecule: messenger RNA, 1287 nt
Organism: Eruca vesicaria subsp. sativa (arugula)
Lineage: Eukaryota; Viridiplantae; Streptophyta; Magnoliopsida; Brassicales; Brassicaceae
Source: the annotation of a GenBank genome assembly
AUGGAGCUUCCUUUGUUUGCAGUGCUUCAAAGAACACCACGAGUUAUACUUACAUUAUCACUUAUUCUAUUCUCCCUAACAAUUGUCCCUGCUUUAUAUUCUCUCCUAGCAAACCCAAUCUUAACUCUAUCAGUCUCAUCCUCCGAGACUAAUGGUCCCCCUCCAUCGGAUGAUAUGCAUCUCAGUCAUCUGAAUUCAUCCCCAGUCGCUACGUCAACAUCAAGGACGCAGAUCAGAGAUGAGAAUGAGCAGAGGUGUGAUCUUUUCAAAGGGGAAUGGAUACCAAACGAAGAAGCUCCAUACUAUAACAACACGACUUGCUGGGCGAUACAGGAGCACCAGAACUGCAUGAAGUUUGGGAGACCAGACACCGGGUUCCUGAGAUGGAGGUGGAAGCCUGACGACUGCGACCUCCCCAUCUUUGAUCCUCGAGAGUUCUUAGAAAUGGUUAGAGGCAAAUCCAUGGGGUUUGUUGGUGAUUCCAUUAGCAGAAACCAAGCUCAGUCUCUCAUAUGCCUUCUCUCUAGGGUGGAAUAUCCUGAAGACAUUUCCUCUUCACCAGAUAAAGCUUUCAAAGUAUGGAACUACACAUCCUAUAACUUCACUCUACACGCCAUGUGGUCACCAUUUCUAGUGAAAACUACUAAAGCUGACCCUACAGACCCGGACUGUAACCUCUUCAGCCUAUACUUGGACGAGUAUGACACCACGUGGACGAGCCAGAUCAACCAGCUUGACUACCUGGUUAUAUCAUCAGGCCACUGGUUUUACCGGCCUGUUAUUUUCUACGAAAAUGAAACUAUCUCCGGAUGCCAAUACUGUGCGUUACCAAACACAACUCAGCUGCCUCUUUACUAUGGAUACAGGAAGGCUUUAAGAACAUCUCUAAGAGCUAUACUCGAAAAUUUCAAGGGUUUGGCAAUAUUGAGGAGUUUUUCUCCUCAACAUUUUGAAGGUGGACCUUGGGACAAAGGUGGGGACUGUGUAAGGACACGACCUUAUAGAAGAAACGAGACGAUACCAGAAGGUGCAGAUCUCAAGAUUCACGACAUUCAACUAGAGGAAUUUAGAGCUGCAGAAGAAGAGAUGAAGAAGAAGGGUUUGAAACUGAGGUUGAUGGACACGACACAAGCAAUGCUACUUCGACCAGAUGGGCAUCCUGGGAGAUAUGGCCAUUUGCAGACUGCAGAGUUGAGUUUAAGAAAUGAUUGUAUUCAUUGGUGCCUCCCGGGACCAAUUGAUUCUUGGAAUGAUAUUUUGCUGCAAAUGAUGAAGACAGAAAAGUAA